Molecule: messenger RNA, 884 nt
Organism: Dromiciops gliroides (monito del monte)
Lineage: Eukaryota; Metazoa; Chordata; Mammalia; Microbiotheria; Microbiotheriidae
Gene: DTD1
Product: D-aminoacyl-tRNA deacylase 1
Exons: 6
Coding region: 137-760 (207 amino acids)
Biological process (GO): tRNA metabolic process
Cellular component (GO): cytoplasm
Molecular function (GO): D-tyrosyl-tRNA(Tyr) deacylase activity
Source: RefSeq, a predicted model, not a curated record
GACUCGCUAGGGAGGAGGCGUAGGAGGAGGAAGAGGAGGAGGAGGAGCGGCGAGUAGCUGGGCACGCGGAGCGGGCCGGGCCUGGCGCUGCCUUUGCCGCAGUUGCGAGGGCCGCCCCCUGCGGCACGGAGCCGCCAUGAAGGCCAUUAUCCAGCGCGUCGCGCGGGCCAGCGUCACAGUUGGAGAGGAGCAGAUAAGUUCCAUUGGACGGGGCAUUUGUGUGUUGCUGGGUAUUUCUAUGGAAGAUACACAGAAAGAGCUGGAACACAUGGUUCGAAAGAUUUUAAACCUGAGGGUAUUUGAAGAUGAGAGUGGGAAACACUGGUCAAAAAGUGUGAUGGACAAACAGUUUGAAGUGUUGUGUGUCAGCCAGUUUACUCUUCAGUGUAUUCUGAAAGGGAACAAACCAGACUUCCAUAUGGCGAUGCCUACGGAGCAAGCAGAGACUUUCUACAACAAUUUCCUUGAGCAACUUAGAAAGGCUUAUAAACCAGAGCUCAUAAAAGAUGGCAAAUUUGGAGCCUACAUGCAAGUUCAUAUCCAGAAUGAUGGGCCUGUGACUAUAGAACUGGAGUCUCCAGCGGCUGCUGCUGCAGAUCCCAAGCAGCUUUCAAAGCUUGAAAAACAGCAGCAGAGAAAAGAAAAGACCAGAGCAAAGGGACCCUCUGAGUCAAGUAAAGAAAGAAAUGUCUCUCGCAAGGAUGACCCCAGUGCUAGCAGUGGGGCAGAGGGUGAUGUAUCCUCUGAAAGAGAACCAUGAUCAAGAAAAUACUGGUUUCAGUGCAUCAUCUUGGGGCAGAAGUGGAACCUGAAGAAUACCCAGAAGACAUAAAGUACCUACACCUCAGAGACGUGGACUAAAAGAUUUGGAAAGGGAAAAAAGG